Molecule: messenger RNA, 468 nt
Organism: Dovyalis caffra
Lineage: Eukaryota; Viridiplantae; Streptophyta; Magnoliopsida; Malpighiales; Salicaceae
Source: the annotation of a GenBank genome assembly
AUGUGGUCCCAGGACAAGAAAUUACUGAUUUUUAUCUUUGAUGAUUCAUAUGAUUCUCUUUCGGAGCUAAAAAGAGAUGAGAAUGAGUCUGAUGGAGCACUUGCAUCCAUUCUUAAGGAACUUGUUGAAAAUCUGGAUGCUACUCUUGUUAGAGAUGUGAGGCAGACACUGAAAACAGCUCUUGGGGAUAUCCUUAAGGAAUGUAAAAUUGUAUUCAGCAAAGUUACCUCUCAAUUCACGCCUGAAAAUGACCCUCCUUGGAAGAUAGCUGAGGAGUUGGGAGCCACAUGUUCUACGAAACUUGACUCAUCGGUGACACAUGUGGUCUCAAGAAAGGGUAGGAAUGGGAAGACGGCCUUUGAUGCACAAAAAAUUUUUGGUCCAUCCAAGUUGCACGGAUUGACACUGCCAAUUAUUUGUGGCGAAAGCAGCCCGAAGAGAAUUUCCUGUCCACCAAUCAAAGGGUAA